AUGUUAAAGCUUUUAUCUGCUUAACAACUAACUAAAAUACAGCGAUUUCGAUCCCUGCUACUUAUAUUAUAAAUAAUUAAUUACUUUUUAACUAAAAUAACAAAAAACAAAAAAAAAGAAAAAUCAAAAACAAACAAACAAACAAAAAACUAGAAUCUUUUUAUUUGUUUUUAAUAUUUAGAAAGUAAGCAAUAAGAUCAAUAAAGUAGAAAAAACUACAAACUAAGUUAACUAAAAGAAUUUUAAGCUCUUUCCAUAGUAUAUCAUAAACAUUAAGUAGAAAUGGAGGCCUGGAUUAUUAAAUUAAUAGCUAUGAUAACCAUGUUUUCACUAAUCAUGAUUACAGGAAAUAUACCCCUAAGAUCAAAAAGCUUUAAAUCAAACCCUAAAGUCCUUGCUCUUUCUUCUGCUUUUGCAGGAGGUCUUUUCUUGGCUGUAGGUAUUUUGCAUCUUUUACCUGAAGCAAGCGAACACUUUGAUGAUUACUAUAAAGAUUAAGAUAAGCCUGCUGAUGGAGAAGGCGACAGUGGAGAUAGUGAUGAAGAGCAUUUCCCAUGGAGCUAUUUCAUUACAGUUUGCAGUUUUGCUUUGAUCCUUUUCAUCGAAAAGAUUGCUACUGACCAUACACACAGCCAUGAUGAUCAUAGUCACUCUAUGCUUAAAUAAUCCAUUCUUAAGCGUUAAUCUCACCUUGUUGAAAACGUUAAUAUUGAUUCUCACUUAGAACACGAAGGAGAAGAUGAAGACGAUGAAGAAUUCGAAGAAAAUAUAAUUAGAGAAGGUCUUAAUAAGAAAAAGCAAUUUGCUUCAAAGCUAAGUAUGAUUUAAAAAGAUGGUAAAACCAAUCUUGCUCCAUAUAUUUUGCAAGUUGCUAUUGGUAUUCAUGCUGUUUUUGAAGGUCUUGCAAUUGGUAUUGAAUAGGAAACAGUUAAGUGUCUUUCUAUCACUAUAGCAGUUGUUUGCCAUAAAUGGGCUGAAGGUUUAACUCUUGGUCUUGCUUUUAAAAAGGCCAACGUUGAUCUUAAAAUGAGUACUAUCAUGAUUGCAAUAUAAGCUAUUAUGAAUCCUAUUGGUAUAGGUAUUGGCUGGGCUUUAUCUGACCAAGGUAACCUUAUUACAGGUAUUUUUAUGAGCAUUAGUGCAGGUACAUUCGUAUAUAUCGCCACCUUAGAAGUACUAGUAGAAGAAUUCAAUGUUAAAAGAUACAAAAUUGUUAAAUACAUCUUCUUCCUUAUUGCUAUUGGUUUCGUUUCCUCCUUAUGGUUUAUUGAGCAAGCCACUGGUGGUUGA
Tetrahymena thermophila SB210 is the source of this 1290-nucleotide messenger RNA. Its product is annotated as metal cation transporter, ZIP family protein. Gene Ontology annotation, molecular function: zinc ion transmembrane transporter activity. The record is from RefSeq and is a predicted model, not a curated record. The transcript is spliced from 2 exons. Gene Ontology annotation, biological process: zinc ion transmembrane transport. Gene Ontology annotation, cellular component: membrane. Lineage: Eukaryota; Ciliophora; Oligohymenophorea; Hymenostomatida; Tetrahymenidae.